AUGUCUUCUCCGAGGUCUGCGACGUAUCUUGCCCGAAGACGGACCAAGACUUUCACUGGUUGCUGGACAUGCCGCUCAAGAAAAGUCAAGUGCGACGAGGGCAAACCACACUGUUCUUCGUGCAAAGUACGGGGACUUGACUGCCAAGGUUAUGGUGUUCGGCUUCAAUGGCUGCAUCCUGAGACUACGGUCCCAUCAGAUUUGAACUUGUCUGAUAUCGAACUGGCCAACGAUGCAUCGGCCUUCAGAUCUCGGAGGCGACAAGUUCCAAUUUCACUCAGUCAACAAGUUCUAACAUGGAGUCAAGUCGAGGGGAUCCUCAAACUCAUUGACUCUGUAGAACCAUCGUCAGCAACCAGCUUAAGCGAUGACGUGGGUAUUCACGUAGAGAAUUUCGGAGUGUUUGAUGCAGGAAAACCAUCGACUAUCGAUUCCCGGAACCCUGCCGGCACUUUCCUUCUGCAAGAUACUUUCACGACAACCGAGACUUGCGAUGAAGAGUCUGAACGAAUGUUGGGUACUGACCUGGCUCUUUACACUUCCUCUCCAAGUGUGCCAAAUCCUGAGAGACAGCAGUUAUUGCCAUCGCCUUCAUACUCCGAAGCUGAAGUAGCUUGGGAGUUGUGCAAUCUGCAUGUGCAAGGGCCUUCGGAGACGGAGGUAGAUAGUCUAUGCCCAGGCUUUGCCGAAGACCAUUCAGACAACCUUCAAAACAAGGGAGCCGCUGACAGAGUCUCGUCUUCUUCAUCAAGACAUCAGCGUUGGCCCGGGAUAAGCGUCUCCACGGAACUUCCAAGGCCACCGAUGGCAGUCAUCUCUGAGAGAGAGCGAUUUCUCAUGCAUCACUACAUGCAUAGAGUCGUCAACAUAUUUUGUGUCAUCGACAAUGCAAAGAGUCCUUGGAAGACGAUACAUCUGCCUCGAGCUAUUCAGGGUGCCGGUGAGCUGAGUGUGAUGGGCGCAACAUCUAGGAUCCGCAAUGCCCUGCGAAACGCGCUGCUCUCUAUAAGUGCCUACUACCUCUCAAACGUUCAGGUAUCAGAAAAUAGGCUGGAAGUGAAGUUGAAGUGGGUGGAGGCAGCCACUCUCUAUCGUUAUAACGCCAUUGGAUUACUCAAACAAGCGGUAGAAGUUGACCUCCACGCGCCAGAAAGACCGAAGUAUAAGGAGUUUCUAGCAACAAUGUUGUCAAUGAUAACAAUAAACGUAAGCUAUAAUUUCGUUCCGUUGUCUCGGGGCAAGCAUACAAGAGUAUCGCACCACCUCUGCAUGGGGAUUGAAGCUUAUGAUCACCUAUCGGUACACGUCAUAUCCCCUGUAUUCUCUUUAGACCUUGCUCAAAGUCGAUCAAGUCUCUCUGUAUCUCAUUGA
This is a messenger RNA of Colletotrichum costaricense, 1371 nucleotides long. RefSeq lists its product as uncharacterized. NCBI's taxonomy places the organism in Eukaryota, Fungi, Ascomycota, Sordariomycetes, Glomerellales, Glomerellaceae. Gene Ontology annotation, biological process: positive regulation of transcription by RNA polymerase II. The record is from RefSeq and is a predicted model, not a curated record. The transcript is spliced from 2 exons. Gene Ontology annotation, cellular component: nucleus. The coding region runs from base 1 to 1371 and encodes 456 amino acids. Gene Ontology annotation, molecular function: transcription cis-regulatory region binding; DNA-binding transcription factor activity, RNA polymerase II-specific; zinc ion binding.